AUGUCUGGAAUCCAAAGCUUGUUGAAAACCGAAAAGGAAGCACAGGAAAUUGUCGCCAAGGCAAGACAAUACCGUGCACAGAAACUAAAGGCGGCAAAGACCGAUGCCCAGACGGAAAUCGAAGCUUACAAGGCCACCAAGGCAGCAGAAUUGAAGUCUUUUCAAGACGAAUUUGCGGGUGCCAAUGUACAAUUGGAGUCUAAUGCCGAAAAGGAAGUCCAAGUGGAACUCGAGAAAAUCAGGAAAACUGCUUUGGAGAAGAAAGACAUUGUCUCUAAGUUGCUCAUUGAUACAAUCUCCUCCCCAAAGCCAGAAUUACAUGCCAAUGUCGCCCAUUAA
This is a messenger RNA of Pichia kudriavzevii, 339 nucleotides long. RefSeq lists its product as uncharacterized. NCBI's taxonomy places the organism in Eukaryota, Fungi, Ascomycota, Pichiomycetes, Pichiales, Pichiaceae. The record is from RefSeq and is a predicted model, not a curated record. The transcript is spliced from 3 exons. Gene Ontology annotation, cellular component: vacuolar proton-transporting V-type ATPase complex. The coding region runs from base 1 to 339 and encodes 112 amino acids. Gene Ontology annotation, biological process: proton transmembrane transport. Gene Ontology annotation, molecular function: proton-transporting ATPase activity, rotational mechanism.